AUGGAAGAACAACUGAAAAACCUGGAGAAAAGGAUCGAAGAGCAGAAUGAAAAGCUUGAAGAUCAAAACAGAAAGAUGGAUCAGAAAUUUGAUGAACUUUUGAAGGUGAUGCAGUCAUUCAAGGAUUCAUCUGAUUCUCACUCUACAGGCAGUCACAAUGAUAGAAAUCCUCACAGCAGAACAUUAGGUAUGAACCCUAAGCUAUCAUUUCCUAAAUUUGAUGGUAGUAAUCCUAGAAUUUGGGUUAAAAAGUGCUGCAAAUAUUUUGAUUUGUGCAAAAUUGCGGAGGAUCAAAGGGUGGACUUAGCUUCACUGAAUAUGGUUGAAAAAGCUGGGGGAUGGGUAAUGAACUAUCUGUCUGUUAGGAAACACAUGAUGGUAGAAUGGAAUGAUUUUGUUGCUGAUUUGUAUGCUAGAUUUAGGGACAAUUCUGCCUUAAAUGUGGUUGAAACCUUCAAUAAACUGCAGCAACUCAGUACAAUAGAGGAGUAUAUUGAUGAGUUUGAGAAUCUGAGAUCUAUCAUGUUGAUGAAUAAUCAUAUACUUCCUGAUUCAUAUAUGCUAGAGAGUUUUAUUGGGGGAUUAAAACCUGCUGUGAAGCCUUUUGUUAAAGCUUUCAAACCCAAUACGAUUGCUGAAGCCAUUGAUCUAGCUAGAUUACAGGAAGAAAACCUUGAAGCAUUCACCCACAAAACUCAGAAAACACCAAUAUACAACCCAAAACCAUUACAAGCUGUUCCACUACUACCAAACCAUAAACCACCACUGUUACCAACCCCUGUAACCAAGCCAAACACAAGCCUAACCCUCACAAAAUACCCUCAACAAAGAACAAGAAAUUUCAGAUAUAUACCUGCUGAUGUAAGGCAAGAAAAAAUUGCAAAGGGUUUGUGUUACUACUGUGACUCACCCUAUGAUAGGAACUACAAAUGCCAAUUUAGGGAACCCCAGCUGUUCACUGUUGAAAUUCCAGGUGAUCAGAUUGAGGAGCUUAGUGAUUCAGAAGAUCAGGAGUUGAUUGAAAAGGAAAUGAGUGAACCCCAAAUCUCUGUGAGUGCUUUGGCAGGUAGUCAAGGGUUCAGUACUAUGAGAGUAAGGGGAUUGGUGAAAGGGAAAUCACUACAAAUCUUGGUAGAUUCUGGGAGUACACACAAUUUUGUGGAUCUAGAAUUUGCCAAAAAGCUGGGAUGUAAAUUAGACAAAAUUCCAGCUCAAGUCAUUACAGUGGCUGAUGGGAAUCACCUUGCUUGCCAACACAGUUGCCAUGGGUUUACUUGGACAAUGCAGGGGGUGACUUUUGUAACAGAUGUGUUGUUGAUUCCUCUUGGGAGCUGUGAUAUGGUUCUUGGAAUACAAUGGCUGAGCUUACUUGGUCCUAUCAGUUGGGAUUUCAACAAGCUGAGAAUGGAAUUCUGUUUAGAUGGUAAGCAAAUUAUGCUUAAGGGAUUACCCACUAAGAAAUUGAAAGUGGUUGAGGGUGAGCCUUCUGCCAAACUCUUCUCUACAGCUGCACAGUUAUGCUUAAUGCAGGUGGUAGAUCAGACAUGUUUGGUCACAGAAAUUCAACAGGAAAAACAGGAGUAUGAGGAAUUGAAUGAACUCAAGUUAACUUACAGUAUGGUGUUUGAAGAACCCAAUGACUUGCCACCUGUAAGGGGAGUGUUUGAUCACUCUAUACCAUUGACUCCUGGUACAACCCCUGUGAACAUUAGACCUUACAGGUACCCUUUAAAACAAAGGGAUGUCAUUGAACAGCUUGUUCAGGAAAUGCUGGAUAGGGGGAUUAUCCAACCUAGUUCUAGUCCAUUUGCAUCACCAGUGGUGUUGGUGGGGAAAAAAGAUGGUACCUGGAGAUUGUGUGUAGAUUACAGGGAGCUAAACAGCAAAACAAUCAAGAACAAGUUCCCAAUUCCUAUAAUUGAUGAACUAAUUGAUGAACUGUCAGGGGCAACAGUGUUCAACAAGCUUGAUUUGAGGGCAGGAUAUCAUCAGAUGAGGGUCAAAGAGGAUGAUGUCUACAAAACAGCUUUUAAAACACACACAGGGCACUAUGAAUUCUUGGUCAUGCCAUUUGGGUUGACCAAUGCUCCUGCUUCCUUUCAGAAUUGGAUGAACCAAGUCUUUAAACCUUUACUUAGGAAAUGUGUUUUGGUGUUUUUUGAUGAUAUACUGGUAUACAGCAAAUCAUUAGAGGACCAUUGGAUGCACCUCACUAUGGUUUUUGAUAUCAUGAAGGCUAAUCAGAUGUAUGCUAAGUUGAGUAAGUGCAUUUUUGCCACUAAGAAAGUGGAGUAUUUGGGCCAUUUUAUCUCUGAAAAUGGAGUUCACACAGAUCCACAGAAGAUUGCUGCAGUAAACAGUUGGCCAGUACCUUCUACAGUUAAGGAACUUAGGGGAUUUCUUGGUUUAGCUGGCUAUUACAGGAAGUUUGUUAAAGGAUAUGCUGUCAUCAGCAAGCCUCUCACUGAACAACUCAAAAAGAAUAGUUUCCUGUGGAAUGAUCAAGCUCAGAAUGCUUUUGAGACACUUAAGCUAGCAUUAGUGACAGCACCAGUGUUAGCAGUUCCUAAUUUUGACAAGCAAUUUAUUGUUGAAACAGAUGCAUCCAAAACAGGUAUUGGAGCAGUAUUGAUGCAAGAGGGACACCCUUUGGCAUUUAUCAGUAGAGCUUUGGGCCCCAAGUGGCAGAAACUUUCAGUUUAUGAAAAAGAACUUUUAGCCAUUGUGUUUGCUGUACAAAAGUGGAGCAGUAUCUCAUGGGAAAUCAUUUCCUUAUUAAGACAGAUCAAAAGAGCUUGA
Spinacia oleracea (spinach) is the source of this 2799-nucleotide messenger RNA. RefSeq lists its product as uncharacterized. The transcript has a single exon. The record is from RefSeq and is a predicted model, not a curated record. NCBI's taxonomy places the organism in Eukaryota, Viridiplantae, Streptophyta, Magnoliopsida, Caryophyllales, Amaranthaceae. The coding region runs from base 1 to 2799 and encodes 932 amino acids.